Messenger RNA from Dentiscutata heterogama, 158 nucleotides. NCBI's taxonomy places the organism in Eukaryota, Fungi, Glomeromycota, Glomeromycetes, Diversisporales, Gigasporaceae. The record is from the annotation of a GenBank genome assembly.
GAUCAGGAUCCUCAAAACAAAAUAUUCAACAACAUACUCAUAGCCCUAAAAAACCAUCAAGCUUAAGAAACUCUGUAGACCUUACAAAUACUCCUGAUAUAUUAUUACCAACACCAACACCAACUCAAAAUAAUCAGCAAAUAAGAAAUCCAAAAUGA